This is a messenger RNA of Opisthorchis viverrini, 351 nucleotides long. RefSeq lists its product as hypothetical. Bases 1 to 351 code for a protein of 116 amino acids. The transcript has a single exon. NCBI's taxonomy places the organism in Eukaryota, Metazoa, Platyhelminthes, Trematoda, Opisthorchiida, Opisthorchiidae. The record is from RefSeq and is a predicted model, not a curated record.
AUGGCCAAUGUCUGUAGUCUGUACUCGGAAGUAAUCAACUAUGUUCAGCUGUCGAAAUCCGAGAAGAUAAUUUGCUGUGUUCCUGAAUGUGCUGCAGACAUCAUGAAGAACUGGAUCGCCUCCAGCUACGAACUACUGCGUUAUGUUGUUGAGGAUGGUGGGCCACAAACUACAGGUUUAAUUACCUCGGAUGCAACGUUGCCGACAGUGCCUCUCAAGGACCUACGAUCAGGCUCUCCUGUUGCAGAUACUUCCACCAAUAAACUGACUAACUCCCCCGCUGUUCUGACAGCAACGUCUGAGCCUUUGAAAACCCAUAGUUAUGGAUUUCAGUUUUCAAUGAACCUUUAA